GAGGAGGUACCGAGCAGAUGCCUACUGACCACGGGCAGGCUUUGGCGGGCGUCUGCAGACACCAACCGGGACUCAGGCAGCGGCAGCAGGGACAGGGAGCUCCAGAGCCGCCGGGCGUGGGACACAUCCUCCGGGGAGCUGCCCUCAAACACGAUGGACGGAGAAGCUGAAUAUGAGCAAAUAAAAGCUCUUCAUGGAGAUCUGCCAACUGUUGAAAGAAGGCGGGUCGUGGCCCCACCCCAGGUGUCGCGCCGCGUUUUAAAUAGAGAGGAGGAGGAAGAGCGACAUCAUCAUCACAGGCAGCACUUCUUUCACCUGACAUGAUAUCCUCAUUUCUCUGGAGUUCAGCCAGCAUCCUGCACUGAGGACUGAAGCACUGAGCACAGGCCAGAGGUCAAACAGCCAGAGGUCACAUCAACCCAAACCACUGACGCCAACCUCAACAUCUGUUCCGCCACCUCUGAAUCGCCCACAAACGCCUCCGUUUCUGCUGCUGACGCCCCUUUCCGAAGCUCCGCCCCCACCAACCUUUCCAACAUGGCCGACCUCCCUACCGAUGACAGCAAAUUCCUCUUCCUUGAAAACGACUUCCGUAACAGUGGGGUGGCCCAGGCCGACUGGAUGGCCAAGAAGAUGGUGUGGGUCCCAUCAGAGAGGGAGGGGUUCGAGCCUGCUAGCAUCAAGGAGGACAAAGGAGAACAGGUUCUGGUGGAGCUCUCCAACGGGCAGAAGGUGACGCUGAACAAAGAUGAUAUCCAGAAGAUGAAUCCACCCAAGUUCAGCAAGGUGGAGGACAUGGCCGCUCUGACUUUCCUCAACGAAGCGUCCGUCCUGCACAACCUGAGAGAGAGAUACUUCUCCAGCCUGAUCUAUACGUACUCAGGUCUGUUCUGUGUGGUGGUGAAUCCCUACAAGAUGCUGCCAAUAUACUCUGAGAAGAUCAUCGAGAUGUACAAGGGCAAGAAACGCCAUGAGGUGCCGCCGCAUAUCUACUCCAUCACCGAUAACGCCUACAGGAACAUGCUGCAAGACCGUGAGGAUCAAUCUAUUCUCUGCACUGGGGAAUCUGGAGCCGGGAAGACAGAAAACACCAAGAAGGUGAUUCAGUACCUGGCCGUCGUCGCCUCGUCUCAUAAAGGCAAGAAAGACAUCAACCCUGACUCGGUCGCUGCAGCUGUGGCCAAGCAGCAGUCAGGAUCUUUGGCCUAUGGGGAGCUGGAGAAGCAGCUGCUGCAGGCCAACCCCAUCCUGGAGGCCUUUGGCAACGCCAAGACCAUCAAGAACGACAACUCCUCCAGAUUUGGGAAAUUCAUCAAGCUGAACUUUGACGUGACCGGCUUCCUCGUUGGAGCCAACAUUGACACCUAUCUGCUUGAGAAGUCGCGCUGCAUCCGUCAGGCCCAAACUGAGAGAGCUUUCCACAUCUUCUACUACAUGGUGGCUGGAGCUAAAGACAAGAUGAGGGAGGAGCUUCUGUUGGAGGACUUCAACAGCUACCGCUUCCUGAGAGCGGGUCACGUGGAGAUUCCAGGUCAGGAGGACGACCAGCUGUUUGACGAGACUCUGGAAGCCAUGGAGAUCAUGGGCUUCACUGAGGAGGAGAGAUUAGGGAUGUUGAAGGUGGUUUCCACUGUUCUCCAGUUGGGGAACAUCAAGUUAGAGAAGGAGAGGAACAGCGAGCAGGCCACCAUGCCCGACAACACCGCGGCUCAGAAGGUCUGCCACCUGCAGGGCAUCAGCGUGACCGACUUCACCCGCGCCAUCCUCACACCCAGGAUCAAGGUGGGGCGGGAGGUGGUGCAGAAGGCCCAGACCAAACAGCAGGCUGACUUUGCAGUGGAGGCUCUGGCGAAGGCCAUGUAUGAACGCCUGUUCCGCUGGAUCCUCGCCAGGGUCAACAAGACGCUGGACAAGAGCAAAAGACAGUCGUCGUCCUUCCUGGGGAUCCUGGACAUCGCUGGCUUUGAGAUCUUCGAGGACAACUCGUUUGAGCAGCUCUGCAUCAACUACACCAACGAGCGGCUGCAGCAGCUCUUCAACCACACCAUGUUCAUCAUGGAGCAGGAGGAGUACAAGAGAGAGGGCAUAGAGUGGAACUUCAUCGACUUCGGCCUGGACCUGCAGCCCUGCAUCGAGCUCAUCGAGAGGCCGAACAAUCCUCCAGGCAUCCUGGCGCUGCUGGACGAGGAGUGCUGGUUCCCGAAGGCCACCGACCAGUCGUUUGUGGACAAGCUGAUGAACACCCACACAGGCCACGUCAAGUUCUCCAAACCCAAACAGCACAAGGACAAGCUGAUGUUCACCGUGCUGCACUACGCUGGGAAGGUGGAUUAUAACGCCGCCAGCUGGCUGACUAAGAACAUGGAUCCUCUGAACGACAACGUGACGGCGCUGCUCAACAACUCCUCCAGCAACUUCAUCCAGGACCUGUGGAAAGACGUGGAUCGAGUGGUGGGCCUGGAUACCCUCACCAAGAUGUCGGAGAGUUCGGUGCCCACCAAGUCCAAGAAGGGGAUGUUUCGCACGGUGGGUCAGCUCUACAAGGAGUCGCUGGGCAAACUGAUGACCACGCUGCACAACACGCAGCCCAACUUCGUCCGCUGCAUCAUCCCCAACCACGAGAAAAGGGCGGGGAAGAUGGACGCCCACCUGGUGCUGGAGCAGCUCAGGUGUAACGGGGUCCUGGAAGGCAUUCGGAUCUGCAGGCAGGGGUUUCCGAACCGCAUCGUUUUCCAGGAGUUUAGACAGAGGUAUGAGAUUCUUGCCGCCAACGCCAUCCCUAAAGGCUUCAUGGAUGGAAAGCAGGCGUGCUGUCUGAUGGUGAAGCAUUUGGAUCUGGACCCAAACCUGUACCGAAUCGGUCAGAGUAAGAUGUUCUUCAGGACCGGAGUUCUGGCUCAGCUGGAGGAGGAACGGGACCUCAAACUGACCGUCGUCAUCAUCGCCUUCCAGGCACGAGCACGAGGCUUUUUGGGACGCAAAGCGUUUAGUAAACGCCAGCAGCAGCUGACUGCCAUGAAGGUCCUCCAGAGGAACUGUGCCUGUUACCUCAAACUGAAGAACUGGCAGUGGUGGAGGCUCUUCACCAAGGUGAAGCCUCUGCUGCAGGUGACCAGGCAGGAGGAGGAAAUGGGUCAAAAGGAGGAAGAGCUGAAGGCGGUGAGAGAGGUUGCGGCUAAGACUGAAGCUGAACUGAAGGAAAUCAGCCAGAAACACACACAGCUGGCCGAGGAGCGGGCGCAGCUGGAGCUGAAGCUUCAGGCCGAGGCCGAGCUGUACGCCGAGGCCGAGGAGAUGAGGGUACGCCUGGAGGCCAAGAAGCAGGAGCUGGAGGAGGUGCUGCACGAGAUGGAGGCGCGUCUGGAGGAGGAGGAGGAGCGCAGCAUCUCCCUGCAGCAGGAGAAGAAGGACAUGGAGCAGCAGCUACAGCUGAUGGAGGCCCACAUCUCGCUGGAGGAGGACGCUCGGCAGAAGCUCCAGCUGGAGAAAACGGCUGUGGAGGGGAAGGUGAAGAAAAUGGAGGAGGACAUGAUGCUGAUGGAGGAUCAGAACAACAAGCUGCAGAAGGAGCGGAAGCUUCUGGAGGAGCGUUUGGCUGAUAUGAGCUCCAACCUGGCUGAAGAGGAGGAGAAGUCAAAGAAUCUGGGCAAACUGAAGGCCAAGUAUGAGUCGAUGAUCUCCGACCUGGAAGUUCGCAUGAAGAAGGAGGAGAAGUCUCGUCAGGACGUGGAAAAGGCAAAGAAGAAGGUCGAUGCAGAGCUGGCCGACCUACAGGAGCAAUACGCCGACCUGCAGGCCCAGCUAGCCGAGCUGCGAGCCCAAUUAGCCGCCAAAGAAGAAGAGCUGCAGGCUACACAGACCCGUUUGGAAGAGGAGAGCACUCAGCGUGCAACGGCGGUCAAGAAGAUUCGCGAGUUGGAAUCGCUGCUUUCGGAAGUACAGGAGGACCUGGAGGCGGAGAGGACGGCGCGGGGGAAGGCUGAGGCGGCCCGACGGGACCUUGGCGAGGAGCUAAACGCGCUGCGCUCUGAGCUGGAGGACAGUUUAGAUACCACCGCUGCUCAGCAGGAGCUACGAGCCAAACGAGAGCAGGAGGUAGCCAUGCUAAAGAAAGCCAUGGAAGAUGAGGGGCGGAGCCACGAAGCCCAGAUCCAGGAGCUCCGAGGGAAACACAGCCAGGCUGUUGAGGAGCUGGCGGAGCAGCUGGAGCAGGCCAAAAAGGUGAGAGCCAGUCUGGAGAAAGCUAAACAAGCCCUGGAGAAGGAAAGUGCAGACCUAAGCGCUGAGCUCAGAUCCCUCGCCAGCUCCAAACAAGAUGUAGAGCACAAGAAGAAGAAGGUGGAAGCUCAGCUGACUGACCUAAACUCCAGAUUUAACGAAAGCGAACGGCAGAGAAAUGAGCUCGGAGAGCGAGUGACAAAGUUAAACAUGGAGCUAGAGAGCGUGACUGGCCUGCUGAACGACGCGGAGGGGAAGAACAUCAAGCUGAGUAAAGACGUCUCCAGUCUGUCCUCUCAGCUCCAGGACGCACAGGAGCUGCUAUCGGAGGAGACGCGUCAGAAGCUGAACGUGUCGGGGCGUCUGCGUCAGAUGGAGGAGGACAGGAACAGCCUGACGGAGCAGCUAGAGGAAGAGACGGAGGCCAAACGCGUCGUAGAACGGCAGCUUUCCAGCCUCAACAUGCAGUUGUCCGACCACAAGAAGAAGCUGGACGAGAUGUCGUCCACGGUGGAGAUGCUGGAGGAGGGGAAGAAACGGCUGCAGCGCGACCUGGACGCCGCCAACAGCGAGUACGAGGAGAAGGCCGCGGCCUACGACAAGCUGGAGAAGAGCCGCAGUCGGCUGCAGCAGGAGCUGGAGGACGUCCUCAUGGACCUGGACAGCCAGCGGCAGCUGGUCUCCAACCUGGAGAAGAAGCAGAGGAAGUUUGAUCAGAUGCUGGCUGAGGAGCGCGCCGUGUCGGCCAAGUUCGCAGAGGAGCGGGACCGAGCUGAGGCGGAUGUCAGGGAGAAGGAGACCAGGGUGUUAGCUCUGAGCCGGGCGCUGGAGGAGAAGCAGGCGGUGCUGGAGGAGGCCGAGAAGGCCAUGAAGACGCUCCGAGCUGAGAUGGAGGAUCUCAUCAGCUCCAAAGACGACGUGGGGAAGAGCGUUCACGACCUGGAGAAGGCAAAGCGCGGCCUGGAGGCCUUCGUGGAGGAGAUGAGGACGCAGAUCGAGGAGCUGGAGGACGAGCUGCAGGUGGCGGAGGACGCCAAGCUGCGUCUGGAGGUCAACAGCCAGGCGCUGAGAGCGCAGCAUGAGCGGGAGCUGCAGGCCCGCGAGGAGAUGGGCGAGGAGAAGAGGAAGCAGCUCCUCAGACAGGUGCGAGAUCUGGAGGCGGAGCUUGAGGAGGAGAGGAAGCAGCGAGGUCAGGCGUCCGGCGCUAAGAGGAAGCUGGAGGGGGAGCUGAAAGACAUGGAGGACCAGCUGGAAGCCACCAGCAGGGGGCGUGAGGAGACGCUGAAGCAGCUCCGCAAAGUCCAGGGGCAGAUGAAGGACCUCCAGAGGGAGCUGGACGACUCCCGUGCCGCUCAGAAGGAGGUGCUCUCCUCCGCCAGGGAGUCGGAGCGCAGAUCCAAGAUGAUGGAGGCGGAGAUCCUCCAGCUGCAUGAGCUGUUGGCAGCUGCUGAGAGAGGUCGGAAGCAGGCGGAGACGACGAGAGACGAGCUGUCCGAGGAACUGGCGUCCAACUCCUCUGGAAGGUGGAUCCAGUCCGAUGAAAAGCGCCGUCUAGAGACGAAGAUCUGUCAGCUGGAGGAGGAGCUGGAGGAGGAGCAGGCCAGCGUGGAGACGUUCAACGAGCGGCUGAGGAAGAGCCAGCAGCUCGUGGAGCAGUUGGGGGCGGAGCUUGCGGCUGAGAGGUCUUCCUCUCAGAGCAGGGAGGCGUCCAGGCAGCAGCUGGAGAGACAGAACCGGGAGCUGAAGGUCAAAGUGCAGGAGGUGGAGAGCCAGAGCCGCUCCAAGCUCAAGUCCUGCGUCGCCGCUUUGGAGGCCAAGCUGAGGGAGGCCGAGGAGCAGCUGGAGGCGGAGAGCAGAGAGCGGCAGGCCAACGGCAAGAACCUGCGGCAGAAAGAGAAGAAGCUGAAGGAUCUGAGCAUCCAGAUGGAGGACGAGAGGAAGCAGGCGCAGCAGUUCAAGGAGCAGAUGGAGAAGAGCAACGUCCGAGUGAAGCAGCUGAAGCAUCAGCUGGAGGAGAUGGAGGAGGAGGCGCAGCGCGUGGCGGCGGCCCGCAGGAAGCUGCAGCGGGAGCUGGACGAGGCCACGGAGACCAACGACGCCCUCAGCAGGGAGGUGUCGUCCCUCAGGAGCAAACUGAGGCGUGGCGGUGGAGAUCCGGCGUUCGGCGUCACUCGGAACAGCGUUGGGUUCAGGAGCCCGGCUCUGGGACCCGGGGUCAGCCGGAGGGUCAAGGAGAACUCUUUGGAUCUGCAGGAAGAGGAGCCCCCCUCCCCCUCUCCUCCCACUGCCUCCCCUCAGCUGGACCAGCAGGGGGCGGGGCUCCCUGACGAGUGACACGCUUUAUUUAUGUUGGGAUGCAGAAACCUUCCUACACUGAAUGUUGAUUCCUUCUAAAGAUUAAACAUAUUUGAAAUAGAUCACAGCAUUACAUUUUAAGUUAUUUAAAUUAUAUAUAUUAAUUAAAAAAUAAAAGUUAUUGGUUAAUAAAGUAUUUAAACAAUAUUUCUGAAUAAAUUAUGUAAAAUCUGAUUGUUUCCAAUAAAUAAAGAGUACUGCUGGA
Molecule: messenger RNA, 6778 nt
Organism: Cyprinodon tularosa
Lineage: Eukaryota; Metazoa; Chordata; Actinopteri; Cyprinodontiformes; Cyprinodontidae
Product: myosin-11-like
Exons: 45
Coding region: 538-6552 (2004 amino acids)
Cellular component (GO): myosin complex
Molecular function (GO): ATP binding; actin filament binding; cytoskeletal motor activity
Source: RefSeq, a predicted model, not a curated record